GAAAGCCAUAUAUGCCUAGGCUUUGGGGCAGGGAACAAAAGGAAGAAGGUAGAUUUGACAGAAAAUUCAGUUGUGAGACAACCGAUAUUCCUGUCUCCAUCGGUACAAGAAGAUGUGAGAACCCAGCCCAACAGGGAUCAAUCAAAGACUCAUGCAGUCUCCUUGGGGCAAAUCCUCCAAGUAAUGAGUGGCUGUGAUAGGAAGUCUAGCUAGAGUAGACUGUGGGCCAGAGGCCACUGGCCUGGGUUUUAAUUCCGUCUUUAGCAAUGCUCUCCUUCAGUCACCUUAUUCAAGAGGCUCCAUGUCUGCCUCUGUGGAAAGAGAACACCUCUUCCAGAGGGCAGCCACCAUCACCAUAGGAUCAGGCCAAGGCUAGACGCCACAGGAAACAGAUUAAGAUCUAGGAGCUAAGCCCUCUGGCAGAGUGUCACUACAAGACACGGUUGCCAAGGAUGAGGCCAGCUCCACUAGGGGGCGCGCGCCCCAAGUUGACCUUCCCCAUAGGCAAUCGACUCCUGGGUGCUGCCCCAGGGACACCUGCAUUCUCGCCUAGCAUCCCCAGUGGUCAGAGGAGGAAGCGUCGAGACCAGGCGCGCAUGCCUCAGGCUCGGUCCCCAUUACUUUGGUCUGGGUACCUUCCCCAGCUUCCUUCAGGUCUGAGAAGCAGCCUUGUUCAUCUUAGUCCGUGAGGUCAGGAGCAGAAAAUGCAUCCAGGACAGGUGGACAACUUGAGCUUGCUCAGGACAGGAGAAAGGAGGCUCAGGUGCGCUUGUCCAGGCAGACGCCAUCUGUCUUUCCAGUCUCCGGGUCUGCUCUGCGUCGCCCGCAGCUCCUCACGGGUUAAUCCCCUCGCCGCCCGCUCGCUUCUCGGUGCCAAAGAGGGUGUUGCUGGAAUUCUUGUCUCCCGUAAUAAGGGGGCCGAGCUGUCCCUCCAAGGAGGGGGGGCAUGGCGUGGAUAAAAGAGACGAAAAAGCAGGGGGCGGUUUCCAAAAAUAAAACCCUCCGGUUCCCCUUCAGACGGCGGCAGUGCGGACGCGAAGGUGCGGCAGACUCGGGCUCGGUGCGCAGCCCGGGCAGCUCACGCCAUACAGUCCUUGCCUGGGAACCCCCGGACCCCAAGACGUCUGUUUCAGAGGUCCCCUAGACGGGAAGGGGCACGCCGCCAGGCGGGACUGUGGAGCGAACGAUGGAGAGCACCUCCCUGCGAGGUCUCCGGUGCCCACAGCUCUGCAGCCACUCUGGCGCCAUGAGGGCGCCGACCACCGUCCGCUGCUCCGGACGCAUCCAAAGGGCGCGUUGGAGGGGCUUCCUGCCACUUGUCCUGGCUCUCUUGAUGGGGACAAGUCAUGCCCAAAGGGAUUCCGUGGGGAGAUACGAACCAGCUAGCCGGGAUGCCAAUCGGUUGUGGCGCCCCGUGGGCAACCACCCCGCAGCGGCUGCAGCCAAGGUGUACAGUCUGUUCCGAGAGCCCGACGCGCCGGUCCCCGGCUUGUCGCCCUCUGAGUGGAAUCAGCCGGGCCAGGGGAUCCCUGGGAGGCUCGCAGAGGCCGAGGCCAGGAGACCGUCCCGAGCCCAGCAGCUGCGUCGAGUCCAGUCACCUGUCCAGACUCGGAGAAGCAAUCCCCGAGGCCAGCAGCCACCAGCAGCCCGGACCGCACAUUCCGUCGUGCGCCUGGCGACCCCUCAGCGACCCGCGGCUGCACGCCGAGGGCGGCUCACCGGGAGAAAUGUCUGCGGGGGACAGUGCUGCCCUGGAUGGACGACAUCGAACAGCACCAACCACUGUAUCAAACCUGUGUGUCAGCCUCCCUGUCAGAACCGGGGCUCCUGCAGCCGGCCCCAGCUCUGCAUCUGCCGUUCUGGCUUCCGUGGGGCACGCUGCGAGGAGGUCAUCCCUGAGGAGGAGUUUGACCCUCAGAAUGCCAGGCCUGUGCCCAGACGCUCAGUGGAGGGAGCACCUGGCCCUCACAGGAGCAGCGAGGCCAGAGGAAGUCUAGUGACCAGAAUACAGCCGCUGCCACCACCACUACCACCACCUCCAUCUAGGACCCUCAGCCAGACCCGUCCCCUGCAGCAGCAUGCAGGACUGUCCAGAACAGUUCGUCGUUAUCCGGCCACUGGUACCAAUGGCCAACUGAUGUCCAACGCUCUGCCUUCAGGACCAGGACCUGAGCUGAGAGACAGCAGCCAACAGGCAGCACACAUGAACCAUCUCUCACACCCCUGGGGGCUGAACCUCACCGAGAAAAUCAAGAAGAUUAAGGUCGUCUUCACUCCCACCAUCUGCAAGCAGACCUGUGCCCGGGGCCGCUGUGCCAACAGCUGUGAGAAGGGUGACACCACCACCCUGUACAGUCAGGGCGGCCAUGGGCAUGACCCCAAGUCUGGCUUCCGUAUCUAUUUCUGCCAAAUCCCCUGCCUGAAUGGAGGCCGCUGCAUUGGCCGGGACGAGUGCUGGUGUCCAGCCAACUCUACAGGGAAGUUCUGCCAUCUGCCUGUCCCACAGCCAGACAGGGAGCCUCCAGGACGAGGCUCCCAGCACAGAGCCCUGCUGGAAGGGCCAUUGAAGCAAUCCACCUUCACGCUGCCUCUCUCCAACCAGCUGGCCUCUGUGAACCCCUCGCUGGUGAAGGUACAAAUUCACCACCCGCCUGAGGCCUCCGUGCAGAUCCACCAGGUGGCCCGGGUCCGGGGUGAGGUGGACCCUGUGCCAGAGGACAACAGUGUGGAGACCAGAGCCUCUCAUCGCCCCCAUGGCAGCUCAGGCCACAGCCACUGGGCCAGCAACAGCAUACCCGCUCGGGCUGGAGAGGCCCCUCGGCCACCACCAGUGCCGUCCAGGCAUUAUGGACUUCUGGGCCAGUGUUACCUGAGCACGGUGAAUGGACAGUGUGCUAACCCCCUAGGGGAGCUGACUUCUCAGGAAGACUGCUGUGGCAGUGUGGGGACCUUCUGGGGGGUGACUUCCUGUGCCCCAUGCCCACCCAGACCAGCCUUCCCCGUGAUUGAAAACGGCCAGCUGGAGUGUCCCCAAGGGUAUAAGAGACUAAACCUCAGCCAUUGCCAAGACAUCAAUGAGUGCCUGACCCUGGGCCUGUGCAAGGAUUCAGAGUGUGUGAACACCAGGGGCAGCUACCUGUGCACCUGCAGGCCCGGCCUCAUGCUGGAUCCAUCAAGGAGCCGCUGUGUAUCGGACAAGGCUGUCUCCAUGAAACAGGGACUCUGUUACCGGUCACUGGUGUCUGGCACCUGCACCCUGCCUUUGGUACAACGGAUCACCAAGCAGAUAUGCUGUUGCAGCCGUGUGGGCAAAGCCUGGGGCAGCAAAUGUGAACACUGCCCCCUGCCUGGCACAGAAGCCUUCAGGGAGAUCUGCCCUGCUGGCCAUGGCUACGCCUACUCAAGCUCAGACAUCCGCCUGUCUAUGAGGAAAGCUGAGGAAGAGGAACUGGCUAGCCCCGUAAGGGAACAGAGACAGCAGAGCAGUGGACCCCCACCUGGGGCAGCAGAAAGGCAGCCACUCCGGGCAGCCACUGCCACCUGGAUUGAGGCUGAGACCCUCCCUGACAAAGGUGACUCUCGGGCUAUUCAGAUUACAACCAGUGCUCCCCACCUACCUGCCCGGGUACCAGGGGAUGCCACUGGAAGACCAACGCCAUCAUUGCCUGGACAGGGCAUUCCAGAGGGUCCAGCAGAAGAGCAGGUGAUCCCUUCCAGUGAUGUCCUGGUGACGCACGGUCCCCCAGGCUUUGAUCCAUGUUUCGCUGGAGCCUCCAACAUCUGUGGCCCUGGGACCUGUGUGAAGCUCCCAAAUGGAUACAGAUGUGUCUGCAGCCCUGGUUACCAGCUACACCCCAGCCAGGACUACUGUACUGAUGACAACGAGUGUCUGAGGAACCCCUGUGAAGGAAGAGGGCGCUGUGUCAACAGUGUGGGCUCCUACUCCUGCCUCUGCUACCCAGGCUACACACUAGCCACCCUAGGAGACACACAGGAGUGCCAAGAUGUGGAUGAGUGUGAGCAGCCGGGGGUGUGCAGCGGUGGACGAUGCAGCAACACUGAGGGCUCGUACCACUGCGAGUGUGAUCAGGGCUACGUCAUGGUCAGAAGAGGACACUGCCAAGAUAUCAACGAAUGCCGUCACCCUGGUACCUGCCCUGAUGGGAGAUGCGUCAACUCCCCUGGCUCCUACACUUGUCUGGCCUGUGAGGAGGGCUACAUAGGGCAGAGCGGGAACUGUGUAGAUGUGGACGAGUGUGCCAGCCGAGCCUCAUGCCCCACCGGCCUCUGCCUCAACACGGAGGGCUCCUUCACCUGCUCAGCCUGUCAGAGUGGGUACUGGGUGAACGAAGAUGGCACUGCCUGUGAAGACCUGGAUGAAUGUGCCUUCCCCGGAGUCUGCCCCACAGGCGUCUGCACCAACACUGUGGGCUCCUUCUCCUGCAAGGACUGCGACAGGGGCUUCCGGCCCAGCCCCCUGGGCAACAGCUGUGAAGAUGUGGAUGAGUGUGAAGGUCCCCAGAACAGCUGCCUGGGAGGCGAGUGCAAGAACACAGAUGGUUCCUACCAGUGCCUCUGUCCCCAGGGCUUCCAGCUGGCCAAUGGCACCGUGUGUGAGGAUGUGGACGAAUGUGUUGGGGAAGAACACUGCGCUCCUCAUGGCGAAUGCCUCAACAGCCCGGGGUCCUUCUUCUGUCUCUGUGCACCCGGCUUUGCUAGUGCUGAGGGGGGCACCAGAUGCCAGGAUGUUGAUGAAUGUGCAACCACAGAGCCGUGUCUGGGAGGACACUGUGUCAACACCGAGGGCUCCUUCAACUGUCUGUGUGAGACUGGCUUCCAGCCCGCCCCAGACAGUGGAGAGUGUGUGGAUAUUGAUGAGUGUGAGGACCAAGGAGACCCAGUGUGUGGAGACUGGAGGUGUGAGAACAGCCCCGGUUCCUACCGCUGUGUCCUGGGCUGUCAGCCUGGCUUCUAUGUGGCGCCCACUGGAGACUGCAUUGACAUAGAUGAAUGUGCAAAUGAUACUGUGUGUGGGAACCAUGGCUUCUGUGACAAUACGGAUGGCUCCUUCCGCUGCCUGUGUGACCAGGGCUUCGAGACCUCACCCUCAGGCUGGGAGUGUGUUGAUGUGAACGAGUGUGAGCUCAUGCUGGCAGUGUGUGGGGAUGCACUCUGCGAGAACGUGGAAGGCUCCUUCCUGUGCCUUUGUGCCAGUGACCUUGAGGAGUAUGAUGCAGAAGAAGGACACUGCCGUCCUCGGGUGGCUGGAGCUCAGAGAAUCCCAGAGGUCCCAACAGAGGAGCAGGCUGCAGGCCUUACCGGCAUGGAGUGCUAUGCUGAACACAAUGGUGGUCCUCCAUGCUCUCAAAUCUUGGGCCAGAACUCCACACAGGCUGAGUGCUGCUGCACCCAGGGUGCCAGAUGGGGGGAAACCUGUGAUCCCUGCCCAUCUGAGGACUCAGUUGAAUUCAGUGAGCUGUGCCCCAGUGGUCAAGGUUACAUCCCAGUGGAAGGGGCCUGGACAUUUGGACAAGCCAUGUAUACAGAUGCCGACGAGUGCAUACUGUUUGGGCCUGCUCUCUGCCAGAAUGGCCGAUGCCUCAACACAGUGCCUGGCUACAUUUGCCUGUGCAACCCUGGCUACCACUAUGAUGCCGUCAGCAGGAAGUGCCAGGAUCACAACGAAUGCCAGGACUUGGCCUGUGAGAACGGCGAGUGUGUGAACACAGAAGGCUCCUUCCACUGCUUCUGCAGUCCCCCCCUCAUCCUAGACCUCAGCGGACAGCGCUGUGUGAACAGUACCAGCAGCUCAGAGGACUUCCCUGACCAUGACAUCCACAUGGACAUCUGCUGGAAAAAAGUCACCAAUGACGUGUGCAGCCAGCCCUUGCGUGGGCACCAUACUACCUAUACAGAGUGCUGCUGCCAAGACGGGGAGGCCUGGAGCCAGCAGUGUGCUCUGUGCCCCCCCAGGAGCUCUGAGGUCUAUGCUCAGCUGUGCAAUGUGGCUCGGAUUGAGGCAGAGAGGGAAGCAGGGAUCCACUUCCGGCCAGGAUAUGAGUAUGGCCCUGGCCCAGAUGAUCUACCUGAAACCCUCUACGGCCCAGAUGGAGCCCCUUUCUAUAACUACCUGGGCCCUGAGGACACUGUUCCUGAGCCUCCCUUCUCCAACACAGCCAGUCAUUUGGGAGACAACACACCCAUCCUUGAGCCUCCUCUGCAGCCCUCUGAACUUCAGCCCCACUAUAUCCCCAGCCAUUCAGAACCCCUGGCUUCCUUCGAAGGCCUUCAGGCUGAGGAAUGUGGCAUCCUGAAUGGCUGUGAGAAUGGCCGCUGUGUGCGUGUGCGCGAGGGCUACACUUGUGACUGCUUUGAAGGCUUCCAGCUGGAUACAGCCCUCAUGGCCUGUGUGGAUGUGAAUGAGUGUGAAGACCUGAACGGGCCUGCGGCACUCUGUGCGCAUGGUCACUGCGAGAACACAGAGGGUUCCUAUCGCUGCCACUGUUCCCCUGGUUACGUGGCAGAGCCCGGGCCCCCACACUGUGCAGCCAAGGAGUAGGAGUGAGAGAUCAUGGUGGGCAGCUAUGUGGAAAUGGCUUCAGCCAUAGGCUGGGGACUUAAGGUUGCUUCCCUAGCUGGGAAGACGUGACUGGGAAGACCCCGUGAUGCCAUCAGGCCAGGGCUCUGGAGCCCAGUUCCGCCAGCCUCGCCUCCUUUUUAUCUCUUCCGGCUUAACUCUGGGUGUGAAUUCCGUCACUGCCUCUAUGCCACUGCUUGGCUCAGACACCACAAAUAUUUUAAUGCUUUAGCCACUGGCCGUGAGACACAGCCCACAGUCUGUCCUCGGGGCCACACUUUAGAGCGCCCAUCAGAAGAGUCCUCGUGCACUCCUCUUAGGCUGUGCAGACACUGCAGGCACCCCCUUCCAUCUGUGAUCUACACAUCAUCUCGAUGGUUCUGUAACGGGGACAGUGGCUACAUCCACCUGGGGAUGGCCCUUCACAGUGAAUGGAGCAGGAGAGGGUCUGGGGAGUAGCUCCAAUGCCACCUCUCAGAACCACCACCAGCACUGGGUGGCGUGAGUUCUUUUUGCUACUCCUCCAUCCCAUAGACAGUUCUGCGGCCCCGAGAAGGGACCAGUUUCCCUCACCUCAGAGGAUGAAGACUAAUACUAACUUGCUGAGUGUAAGAAACGAAAGAAGAGGAAUAACGAGUCUGAGAAAGUGUGGCAAGAGAGUGAUACGGAAAACAUGGGAGUCCAUAUGAAAGGAGGAGCCAAGAGUUAGACAAAACACGAAGUCGCUUUGGGCAAAUCAGUCCAAGCCUCCUUAGAGCUUCUGUGUGCCUGCAGGGAGGCUCGCCACAAGCUCUGGCGCCCAUCUGCAAACACCUUUAUUAGGCUCAUCUGUUCCCCACAGGAAAACCUAAAUAGAUGGCCUAACAAUAUAAAGGCAGAGCAAGCCAGAUUUUCAAAGUUGUUUCUCUCCUCCACUCAGAAGCACUUGCCCUUGCUUCCUCUAAGAGAUGCACUUCCACACCAGCUAGCUGGGGGUUCAGGAGCGUGGGGGAAUAAAAUGUUCAUCUGGC
Rattus norvegicus (Norway rat) is the source of this 7587-nucleotide messenger RNA. Lineage: Eukaryota; Metazoa; Chordata; Mammalia; Rodentia; Muridae. The record is from RefSeq and is a predicted model, not a curated record.